Brassica rapa (field mustard) is the source of this 364-nucleotide messenger RNA. RefSeq names its product dipeptidyl peptidase 1. Gene Ontology annotation, molecular function: cysteine-type peptidase activity. The record is from RefSeq and is a predicted model, not a curated record. Gene Ontology annotation, biological process: proteolysis. Lineage: Eukaryota; Viridiplantae; Streptophyta; Magnoliopsida; Brassicales; Brassicaceae.
GCAGAUGAAUAAACUCAAGGCGAUAUUUCUUACCAAACCCAACGCGACUCCUGCAGACAUCAAAGGACUACUGGUCCCUCACGGUCUUAUCGGGAUUAGUGUUGAUGUAGAUGACAAGUUUCGUGAACUUAAGAAUAUCUACAUCGUGCAUGAACCGCGAGAAGGGAUGAACAGGCACCCUUUGAUCAUCGUUGGUCAUGGGAGGACAAAGGAUAUCAAGCUAGAUAACAAGCUGUUUUUCAUUGUGCAAAACACAUGGGGUACGAUCUGGGGUAUCAAUGGGUAUGGAAGGAUCAUCAUCGAAAAGACAUGCCCUAUCUUUUACGUUGGUGAAUUGGUGAAGUAGUUCUGAUAUGGAUCGUUA